UACUUCUCAAAGUUAGAGACUAGUAGAGUAGUAUAGCAUUGGUUCACGAUGAACACAGAUCAAACCAAGAAAACAUGGUCAAAUAGUGUAACUAGAGAACUCGAAUCGGCAGAACCUGGAAUGGAAGAAGAGCAUUGGAAGAAGGAGUCCAUAUUCGAGUUGCCCACUUUCGUAAAAGAUAGGAAUGUGAAAGCCUAUGAGCCUCAUGUGGUGUCCAUCGGUCCUUACCACUACUCUAAAUUUCAUUUGAAGCCAAUGGAAGUCCACAAAAGAAGAGCAGUUCGUCAUUUUGUUAAAAGAGGGAGCCAGCCCAUUCAGUCCUAUAAGCUGGGACUACUAAAAGAUGUGCAUCUCCUCAGGGAGUCAUAUGCUCGGCAGCUGGAUGAAGAAUGGAUAGUGGACGAUAAUCGAUUCGUCGAGCUAAUGAUCCAAGAUGGAUGCUUCAUUCUUGAAUUUUUGGCUGCUAGUGCAAACUACCAUAAAAUAAAUAGUUAUUCUCUUAGGGAUCCCAUGUUUAGCUACCACGGUACCAUAGUUAACUAUAAUCCUGUGAUGCAUGACUUGUUGCUGGUGGAGAACCAACUGCCUUAUCUUGUGCUAUUCACGUUGUGGUCUAUUAGUACCGGCUCAAGUGAGAAUGAGGUAAAUCGCAUUUUACCCUGGAUGAUGUUUGCCCCUAAUGAAGAUCCAGGGCUUCACAUGCUCGACAUGUACAUGAAAGGACUGCUUACAGGAGGCAAACAAUUUGAGGAGGAAAUACUCGUAACUCGAUGUGCAUCAGAGCUUCAUGACCAAUCUGGUAUCCAAUUUAAAAAGGUCGGGAGUUACCAGGACAUCAAAUUCGACAAGAACGUUGCAAUACUACAGCUUCCCUCCAUAAUCAUCAAUGACUACAAUGCGUCUACACUUCUAAAUUUGUUAGCGUAUGAGCUUCGGGCGGGAACGGGAAGAGAUAUGAACUCGUACAUUUACCUCAUUGACAGCCUUGUAGACUCAGCUAAGGAUGUCAAGUUGCUCCAAUCCCAAGGCAUCAUAAUUAGUGCAUUGGGCAGCGACGAGGCUGUGGUGAAGGUGUUGAAGGAGCUUGCCAGGGACACAGUGGUGGAUUCGAGUUGUAAGUCUUAUUUGGUGGUAGCUGAGAUGAAUAAGUAUUAUGAAGAAAGUAUGAAGAAGUGGAGGAGAAGGUUUCGUGAUUGGCGAUCUAAACUCAAUUCGAUUUACUUUAGUAAUCCAUGGACUGUUAUCUCGGUAGCUGGAGCUGCUUUUCUCUUGGCACUGACAGUUAUCCAGACCGCUUACACCGUCAUCUCAUAUUAUGCAGAGAACCCAUUGCGCAAGAAACAUUAAACUUCACAUUCCCCAUCUAACUCCGGGUUUUUACUCUUUAGGAUAAUUUCUAUGUUUCUCUAUUUAGGACCCUGGGCUAUAUAGAUAGCUGUUGUUGUUGUUAUAUAUUGUUGCCUUUGCUUUUUCUGUAAUGAUUUUCUUCUGAAGUAAUUGUUGAUACUAAUGACCUCAGUUCAAAACUGGUCAAU
Molecule: messenger RNA, 1535 nt
Organism: Papaver somniferum (opium poppy)
Lineage: Eukaryota; Viridiplantae; Streptophyta; Magnoliopsida; Ranunculales; Papaveraceae
Product: UPF0481 protein At3g47200-like
Exons: 2
Coding region: 49-1347 (432 amino acids)
Source: RefSeq, a predicted model, not a curated record